Molecule: messenger RNA, 636 nt
Organism: Lineus longissimus
Lineage: Eukaryota; Metazoa; Nemertea; Pilidiophora; Heteronemertea; Lineidae
Exons: 2
Coding region: 1-609 (202 amino acids)
Source: RefSeq, a predicted model, not a curated record
AUGGCGUCGAUGUUUAGUGAAAUCAAUUGGAGCUCGGACGAAUAUAACGAAUUUGACGAGUUAGACAGUGCAGAAUUGGAUGAGAACCAACAAGUUGCUGACCUUGGGAUAUCGCCGUACCAGUAUGAGCCAGAGACAGAUGAAAGUGGAGAGGAAUCUGCUGACGAGUCGGAAAUGGAUCAGGAUGAGCAUGACGAGCCCCCGUUAGAAUUGGAUAAUUGGUGCUCCUGUGGCAAAUGCCAGAUUCUGCCUUCGAGGACAGAGUGUGUAUGCUGUAGAGAGGCUAUACGGGUAAAGGAUAUGGUUGACGUUGGUUGUGUCACAGAUCGUACAGACUUCGAUGCUAUUUGCCUGCACACUGGCGUGUUGAAUGUUGCUUGGUUGGCAUACAAACAACAGUAUGGACGUAACGCCUAUGAAGGAUCUGAACACAAGAAGUUGCGACAUAUAGCAUAUCGGCAGUUUGUGCGAUGGUCUCACGGAUAUCUCGGCAAGGACAUUAGAGUUGUAGUGCCAGCAUGUGUAGUGUGCAAGAUACGUGCUUUCUAUCCACCACCUGGUAUCGAGGAGAACAUGAACUUCGAGGGUUUUCAUCAUGUUGAUGAGUGAUGUUAGUCCGAUCGUCAUCGCGGUGGA